This is a messenger RNA of Bradysia coprophila, 1757 nucleotides long. RefSeq lists its product as uncharacterized. The record is from RefSeq and is a predicted model, not a curated record. Lineage: Eukaryota; Metazoa; Arthropoda; Insecta; Diptera; Sciaridae.
CUCAAGCUAUGUCUAUGACAUAUAAUGAAUAUACGCCUGUUCCUAGUCGUUCAGAAGCUAGUUAUCGGGUUGCUGGUGCUACUUAUCCUGGUACAGGUGCUAGUUAUCCUGGUUCAGGUGCUAGUUAUCCUGGUUCAGGUGUUGGUUAUCCGGUUGGAGGUUAUAGUUAUCUUGCCGCUCCUCCUUCAGAGAGAUAUGAUUCCUCACAAGGUAGUGGCAAUUAUCCUGGGUAUACAGCAUACUAUCCUCCACCUACCAACGCUACCAGGACACCUAAAAUUGACUUCAAACAAGCAUUUCUUCAUACACUCAGUACGGAAAUACGUUUAAGCCAAGUAAUUCACCCGGACGAACCACUUGUUAUUGUUCGAGCAGAUCUGGAAUCAUUCGGACCGAACAUUGCGCAUGAUGCAGUUCUGACAGUUUUUGAGUACUUUGGUGUGCCAGUACAGUGGAUUGAAUUCUUUAAAAAGUUCCUUCAACCUAAAGUAAGAUUUGAAAAGGAUGAAGAACCAAAAAAAGUGGUUCGUGGCGUUCCAACAUCUCACGUUUUGUCGUCGCUAUUCGAAGAAACUCUUCUGUUCCUUCUUGACUUUUAUGUUAAUCAGCAAUGCAACGGAAUGAAAAUCUAUCGACUUGAUAAUGAAUUUUGGUUUUGGAGCAACAUAACGACAAGUGUCAAUAAAGCGUGGAACAUGAUGACAAAGUAUGGGGAAGUGAUUGGAUUGAAAAUAAAUGAAAAUCGAAGCGGCUCGGUCACAGUAUAUUCCGAUGAUGUAUUGUCAAAAAUGGAAAAACCAAUUGAGUCCACUGUCAGUGGUCCUUCACCACUACCUCAGAAGAACAUUCACUGGGGCUACUUGCAACUAUACUCUAACGGAACAUUUGUCAUUGAUCAGAAGUCCAUCAAUAAGUUUCUGGAGGAGAUGCAGCGCUUAUUGGACGAAUCAGAAUGUGCCUUGGAGUGGAUUAACAUCUUUAACAAAUAUUUGGAAUUCUUCAUCCGUAACUUUGGUAAGUCGGCAUUAGUGUCAGGCAAACAACAUUUGGAUCAAAUCAUUGAUGCACUGCGAGUCAUAUAUGAGGGCCUAUUCGGUUCCAAAGACGGCAGUCCAGUUGAGAAACUCAAAGAACGAUUUGAACAACUAAAGGCGGCGAACAUUGUUGAUGUUUGGGCGUACUGGCCUUUGGAAAGAGGAGGUUUGGGCUUAGUCAAUCCUUUCAUCGGAAUUAUGUCACUGAGAGAAACCUAUGUGAACAUCAACGAUGAUGAUAACUUUUCAAAGCUACCGUUACAGGAUAAAGAUUUGUGGGAAUGGAUGAAAAAAGAGCACGAAAGGCAGUACAGCCGAGACUACAGCGGGCCUACUCGCAAGAUGCCCACAUGGACAGAAUACAUUGCGACUAGAGAAACUGAGCUGGAUCAUUGGUGUUCCAGGUAUCUUCGCCUAUUGGAACGUCCUGCUCCGAAGACGCCGACAGUGUCUGACAGAUUCUGGAAAUUGGAUGCUCCGAUUCCAGAAGAAGAAUACGAGAAGAAUUACAUGAUGUGGCUGUUUAGCUAUUACGAAACUCAGUUGAUUCUUCACUUCGGAAGUGUAAAAUUUAUUAAUUCGAAACUGCUUCCGAUGAGUAUGAUUGGAAAUAUUCAAAAAACAAAGUUACAUCAGUAAAUUUUGUGCUGACACGUUGACGGAACCUCUAAUUCAUUGUUACUUUUUAAUCAUCCAAUAAAUAUAUCGCAUUGAAUAUGUAAA